UUGGCUGAAUGUCGGUUGUUUGGUUUGUUUGCCUUUGUUAGGUGAACUCAGCUUGUUAUGAGUAUACGGCUGGUCGGAAAGUAGGUUAAAUCGUUUUAAUUUGGAAAAGUAACUCUAACCUGAAGAUGCGACUGACUGACUUAUCCAGCUCUAAGUUCACUGUGAACGAGAUGACAAGUAAAAUGUGUACGAGAAUAUAUGCGCAAUAUAUAAGCAAAAAAUAAAAUACAACAAAAUAAAUAAAUGGAUAUUAAAGAGAAGGGAUUUGAAGUGUAAUGUUGUAAAUGUUAAACGGUAAAUAUUUAUUAUGCUUAGUUGGAUCAUCGUUUUCAGACAUCCAGAUUCACCUUUAUAACCAAAAGUAAAAUAUAUGUAUAUGUAUGUAUAUACUACAUACUUAUGUACAACAUGUAUACAUACAAUGUAUGUAUAUAAAUUCCCACAAACAUUCGCAGAUAUACUAUGUAUAAUUAUGUAUUUUUAGAUCUGAGCAGAAAUGUUGUACAAUCUAGUGAGGAGCUCAAACGUCUUAUGGAAAAAGUUCCUGAAUUCAAGAUGAGACCCAUCAAAGUCAAAGCAGAAGAUAUCAAGACUAAAGAUAAGGAUUUUUCGUUUAAAUUGAGUAAGAAAGAGGUAAAAAAGCUUUUAAAAUCAAACGGUGAACGAGAUCCAAUGUACGUUUAUGCAGAUCCAGUUCCAAUUGAAAUGAAAGAAGUUGUCUUAUAUGACCUCUGCGUUGUUCCAAUUGAUUGGAAAAUGCUUACUACAUUAAGACCAAAAUCAAAAAUCGAAGAGGAAUAUUUUUCACGUAUGGUUGAAAUGGGUAAAUUGCAAUUGAAGACAGAACAGCGAGACAGGAGAGAAUUUAUGCUCAAUAAUGGUGUAAAAAAGUUAAAAAACAAAUCUGGAAUUGUGGAAACUCGUCUUCAGACUUGUACUGACUGUGGCGAAGAAUUAUGUUCCGGUAAAACUUGCACUGAAUUUAGUUACGAUUUAUUUGUAAGAGUAGAGCCAAAAUUUUCUAAACCCAAGCCUACGGCAAAUGUCAUCAAUAAAGGAAAACUUAAUGGACGUAAACGUAUAAUAAAUGGUCCACGGAACAAGGCAAAGAAAAAUCCUAAAUAAAUUAAAUUUAAACAAGUAAGAAAGUGUAAUAUGAAUAAAUCACUUACAUUACAUUCUGCCUUUAUUUACAUUGGAGCUAGAGUCAAGAUUUAUAUAAAAGUUAAGCCAUGGCGAAUUUCUAAAAGUAAAAAAUAAAAAUAAUA
Messenger RNA from Lucilia cuprina (Australian sheep blowfly), 1268 nucleotides. RefSeq lists its product as uncharacterized. Lineage: Eukaryota; Metazoa; Arthropoda; Insecta; Diptera; Calliphoridae. The transcript has 3 exons. The record is from RefSeq and is a predicted model, not a curated record. Bases 463 to 1125 code for a protein of 220 amino acids.